UUUUUGUUUUUUUUCUUUCUCAUCUUUUCUUCCUUUUUUCUUUCUUUCUUUCUUCUUUCUUUUAUAUAUUUUUCUUUUUCUUCUUCUUUUCUUUUUAUAUAUAUUUUAUUUCAGCUAGUUUAUUUGGUUUUCAUUUAGUAUAUUCCAUAUUUACAAGCUAGAUUCUUUCUCCUCCUCCUUUUUUAUAUAUAUCCUUGACUUUAGUCACUACUGUCACUAUUUACUAUCAAUAUUAAUUCGAUACUCUUCUUCUAUUGCUUUUUUUGAUUUCUAAACUCUCAAUGCUCCGAUGGAUGACACUGUCUCUUACCACUUUGCUUCAGUGAAACAACGACGUGAAAACAGGGACGAAAUUGAAUUUCGACUAUCUCUUAGGCAACAACCAAAACAAUCUCGUAUGUGUGGUGUUGGAGAAAAAGUCCGUGGGUCGAAUCAAUUCUUAUUUGCAGCCCUUUUAGUUAUAUUAAUGGCUAAUUUAUAUAUAUAUAUAUAUUUUUAUUCUUUAGCUGACCGUCGACCUAUUGAUCCUCCUCCCAUUGUACAACUUCGCGUCAUUGAUCCAACAUUAUCUCCUCUGGAAGCAAAUUCUUAUCUUCAAAAUCCCUAUUAUUUUAUGUAUGCUUCAUUAAUGGCAGCUGAUUUGGAAGAAGAAGUUCAUUUAUUACGUGAUGGAAAAACUCGAAGUACUACUGGUUCCGUGGUUUCAUCUCUUUAUCAUCUCAAGGAUACUGAUAAUACUGAUGCUGGCUUUUUUGUCUUUCCUGAUUUAUCCGUUCGUAUGGAAGGCAAAUAUCGUUUGAAACUUAGUUUAUUUGAAAUUAUUGGCAAAGAAGUCUUCCAUUGUAAAUCAAUCUUAUCCGAUCAAUUCAUCGUUUAUUCCGCCAAAAAAUUCCCUGGUAUGGAAGAAUCUACCUCUUUAUCAAGAUCAUUUGCUGAUCAAGGUUUGAAAAUACGUAUUCGCAAGGAACUUCGACAACGCCGUAAAUCUGGGAAACGAAUUGAAUCUGAUGAUGAUUCACCUCAUUUACAAUCACGCUUCCUUGACAAACGACCUCGACAACAACAACAACAAACUGAUUCAGUUGUACCUACCUCUACCAAUGUCAUUUCUCACAAUGUGAAUACCUCUUCGUCGUCAUCUUCAUUACCUUCCUCAACCAUUGUCAAUUCAUUACGUAUACCGCCACCUCCAUCCUCACAAACAAUAUAUUCAUUGCAAUCUCCAUACAGGUAAAAAUAGAGAUUAGAGAAUAUGACUAGUUGAUAAAUCUUUUUUUAAAAAAAACUACUUUUAGUGAGCGACCUCCAACAUAUUUUGAUCCAAAUGAUGUGGGAUUGCACUGGGCUGGUUCCAGACCUCAACAACAACAACAACAACAACAACAACAUGUUCAUCAUCAUCAUCAGCAGC
Molecule: messenger RNA, 1411 nt
Organism: Halteromyces radiatus
Lineage: Eukaryota; Fungi; Mucoromycota; Mucoromycetes; Mucorales; Cunninghamellaceae
Product: velvet factor-domain-containing protein
Exons: 7
Coding region: 290-1234 (314 amino acids)
Source: RefSeq, a predicted model, not a curated record